GGCGCGACGGCGACGGCGAGAAACGAGAGAGGCGAACACUCCCUACGGAGUGUUGCGUGCGCGUCGGUGCGUUCGUUUGAUGGAUUGCCAUUUAUGGUGAUCCCGAGUGUGGCGGACGAGGGAAACAUCAACCAAACAUCAACGCCUGUGAUGCUGUAAGACAACACGGGGGAGGAAAGAAAAACGAAGGAGGAAAGGCACCUGGUCUCGCGCAAACAAAAUGUUCGGCAGCUCAAGAUGGAUCCUCGUGUUGGGAGCGCUAGCGGCGAGCCUGUUGGUCUCGUUUGCACAAAAUCUCCCUCCUCCAGAGAGGCUGACCGGCAUGAAUCCUUGUAUCAGUAAACAGACGUGCCAUGAGUGCAUACAAACUCCGCAUUGCGCUUGGUGCGCAGCACCGAAAUUCCCAGAGAAGAGGUGCUUCCUCCCGAAUAUCAAUACCAAAAUAUUUGCGACGUGUCCUGCUGACUAUACAUGGAACCCGGACAAUGUCUUUAGCAUGCUGCGACACCGAAACUUAACGAAGGGUGGCUUUGCCGCUGGCGGCAUAGGAGGAGGGGCACACGGUAGCAUCGAAAGCUCGUUCUCCAACUCUUCGUCUUCGCAUUCUCACAAGGAGAGUUGGGGCGGCAGUGGAAGCAGAAGGCAAGAAGCCGUACAAAUGUGGCCGCAAGAAGUUAAUCUGAAGCUCAGAAUAAACGAAGCUUACAAAAUGACCUUCGCUUAUUCCCAAGCGGAAGACUAUCCUGUCGAUCUCUACUAUCUUAUGGACUUGAGCAAGUCCAUGGAGGACGACAAGAAGAAACUGUCCGACUUGGGUCAAUUAUUGGUCGAGAGUAUGAGCAAAAUCACGAGCAAUUUCCGUUUGGGUUUCGGUAGCUUCGUCGACAAAGUCGUGAUGCCGUACGUCAACACGGUGCCAAAAUCUCUUAUCGAACCGUGCGAUGGUUGCGCGGCGCCUUAUGGGUACAGGAACAUCAUGAGGCUUUCUCAGGACACGAGCAAAUUUGCGGGAUUAGUACGUAACGCGUCGGUGUCCGGCAAUCUGGACGCGCCAGAGGGUGGUUUCGACGCGAUCAUGCAGGCGAUAGUUUGCCGGAAUCAGAUCGGUUGGCGCGAGAAGGCGCGCCGACUGCUGGUGUUCUCAACAGACGCCGGUUUCCACUAUGCGGGCGACGGCAAACUGGGUGGUAUCAUCAAACCGAAUGACGGCCUCUGCCACUUGGAUAACGGUGGUACGUACACACACUCGUCUCUGCAAGACUAUCCGAGCAUCUCGCAGAUCAACCUGAAGGUGAAGCAGAACGCGAUAAACGUCAUAUGGGCGGUCACCGAAGAGCAGAUCAACGUCUACAAGAGACUGAUGAAACACGUGGAAGGUUCCUUCGCCGGCAAACUCUCGGACGAUUCCAGCAACGUCGUGGAACUGAUCCGCGAGCAGUACGACGCUAUCUCCAGUUCGGUCGAGAUGAAAGACACAGCCAGCAGCGCGAUCAAGGUCAAGUACAGCUCGAGUUGCCUGACUGGACCGCUGAAAGAGACGUCGAAAUGCGACGGACUGAAAGUUGGCACGAAGGUGGAGUUUACUGCGGAGAUUGAGGUCACCAGCUGUCCAGCCAACAGAUCGGAGUGGAAGCAGAAGUUUGACAUUUAUCCGGUCGGUAUCAACGAGUCUCUCACGGUGAAUCUGGAGAUGCUGUGCGACUGCGAGUGCGAGCGUAAGGGCCAUAUGUACGAGGAAUACUCGGCCGAGUGCAACGGCAUGGGUACGCUCAAGUGCGGCGUCUGCGAGUGCUACGACGGGUUCUUCGGCAAGCACUGCGAGUGUAGCUCGCACCAGGAGCUAACCGGCUUCGACAAGCACUUCCAGUCAUGCCGUCCCGACAACACCACCCUCGUCGACUGCUCCGGCCGUGGCACGUGCGCCUGCGGCCAAUGCGAAUGCGAAGAGCGGGAGAAUCUAGACGAGAUAAUAUCGGGACACUUUUGCGAGUGCGAUAAUUUCUCCUGCGAUCGUGAUCAGGGUAAGCUCUGCUCUGAUCAUGGCACUUGCGAGUGUGGUCAAUGUGUCUGUAAUUCUGGCUGGACCGGACCAUCCUGCAGCUGCAGGUCUUCCAAUGAUUCUUGCAUCGCGCCGGGAACCACAAAUGGUGUGCUUUGUUCGGGCCAUGGCGACUGUAUUUGUGGCGAGUGUAUCUGUCACGAGGAGGGCAACAUUCGCUAUUCCGGCAAACAUUGCAACAAGUGCCCGACCUGCCCGAGUCGCUGCGAGGAGCUGAAGCCCUGCGUGCAGUGCCAGAUGUAUGGCACUGGCAACUACAGCGAUCCGGACGAAUGCGCCAAGAACUGCAAAGAGUUCGUGCCCGAGGGCGUGGAGACGGUGAUCGUCGACGUGGACAACGACGAAGUGCCGUGUUUCGGCACGGACGAGGACGACUGCAAGUACAAUUUCGUUUACUAUUACAAUGAGACCAACUGCCUGCAGGUGCGCGCUCAAAACGAGCGCGAGUGCCCGCCGCAGGUCUACAUGCUCGGCAUCGUGCUGGGCGUGAUCGCGGCGGUAGUCCUCAUCGGUCUCGCAUUGCUCUUGCUGUGGAAACUGCUAACGACUAUACACGAUAGACGAGAAUUCGCUCGAUUCGAGAAGGAAAGAAUGAUGGCCAAGUGGGAUACGGGAGAGAAUCCGAUCUAUAAGCAAGCGACUUCCACUUUCAAGAAUCCAACCUACGCCGGAAAAUAAUGCGUCUCGAAACGGAGGAGAAGAUAACGUGUGAUUCUUAAGAAAGAAUCGCAUCGUCGCUGCGACUUGAUGCGAUUUCAAACAACUCGCAAAUAAUUGCAAGUACCGAUCACGCGCGAUUCAAUAUCUUGUCUCGAACUUAGCAAGAGUCUGAAUUACGCCAAGACCUCAACGACAUAACGAGAUCUAAAGCUAACGUUUUAGCGUAUAUAAUUAUUUAAAGGAACUAAUAUUUAGAUAUACAUACGGUAUACUCUAUUUUUUGUUGAGAUAUUUGUAAAGAAUGACUUAAUACUGCCAUAUAACAUAGACUGCAUUUCGGAUGCGUGCGCGCGCGAUGAAACGCGCUAUUUGUAAACGAAGUCGUUACAUUUUAUGGCGAUCAUGUUUUAAAAACCAGACUAGUUAGGCUAAUUCUGAGACUCAAGUGCCUUUAAUAUCAUUAUCAUGAUAAUAUCACUACCACGCUUGCAUUAACUUUUUUUUACAUGUCUUACAAUAUACGUAACGACGUAUCGGAUGUCACUUGAUGUGUGAGAUAAUUCAGAAUCUGAAGAAACAAAUCUAUGCUAUUUUACUUUGUUACGUUAGCUAUAUGUGUUAUAUGUAUAUUUCUGCAUUAGGAUAAAAUGUUAUUACUUUAAAGAUAAAGAAAAUUAAAACUUGUGAAAAUACUACGUAAUGGUUUUUGCAGAAAUAUAAACUGGAAUGACUCACAAAGUGCUGCAAACUUAUCUUUCAACAGCAAAGUAAUUUGACAGAUAAGAAACUUGAGCAUUUAUUAGCACCUCGAGACAAUCAAUUAUAAUAGCUCGAGGAUUAAUUAUUGAAAAGGAUCAUUGAAACACAAAAGCGGUUACUUCCGGGACGAAGCGAAAUAAGACGUACGUGAAUCUUUUAUUUUUUCUUCAGCGCUCCAUUCUGAAGUAUAUUGCACACAUUAAGUUACAUCUCUGAUAUAUUUGCUACGUGAAAAAAAACGUUUUCUCUUUUCGAUCAGAAACGAAUAACUAUCGAAGAUUUUACGCACUAUUUACCAGUGCAAUUUAUAAGAUAUACUUUACACAGCGAAAUCCGAUGAAUUUGCAUUUACCUGCGAAUUUUUCAUCCUGUAAUGUAAUUGUUUUAAUCGUUAGAGCGUAUUUUUGUGCAACUAAGGACUCGAAAGUGUGUUUAUAGGAAAUUGUAUAAAUGUAUAAAGUACUGUCCGAGACCCAUGUAGAAGUAAGUUUACUCCGUGUUAUAACGUUAGCUCGAAGAUGAUGACUGCACGAUUAUGACUCGCGUAUUAUUUCGUAAAGAUAUAUAUAAAGUUAUAUAUAUAUAUACACACAUAUAUAGGAUGCGCCUUAAUUAAAUGUCAAUUCUUUACGGGGUAAAUUUAAAACCAGCGCAAAAAAAGAUGACGGAUAAAAUUUUAUUUUUAUUUUUUGAAUCGUGAUAAGAUAAAAAGAAGUCCAAACGCACGUCUCCUAUUUCCGCUGCAAUUUUGCGAAAACAAGAAGUAGAAAAAAAAAGUUGAAAAGUAUUUCAGAAUUGAAGUUUUCUACAUUUUCGAAAAUCGUCAAAGUUAUUGGAAUUUAUUUAAAAGUCCACACGAAUAACAACGAAAGGACUUUGAGAAUUAAACAUGAUUAUUUUUACGCGAAUUAGUACUUAAUUAGUUAUCCACUUUGUAGUAAUAAAUUAUAAAUCGUACGUCUCUACUUUGAGACAUUCUCAGCGACGCAGCGAUAAGAGUCAAAAACAAACUUGGCCGAUUUUUCAAAGGUACCGAAAGACGCGGGUUUAACUCUUUGUCUAAUUGUUUUCGAGAUAGAAACAAUUGCGGCGGAAGGCGGAGAUUUCAAUUUGUAAAGCCUGGACGAGCUACGUAAAACGUUCGUCUCGUCUCGGGCUGCGAAUUUCCCCGUAGAUAAACUGACAUACAACUAAGGGGUCACCCCGUACGUCACGUAGUCAAUCGGUUACGAUAUUUCUAACGUAGGAGGAGUAGACGAGGAUUCCGGAUGAUACGCGGAUUAUAAAUACCGAAGGUAAACAGUUGCUUGUGCGUGACAGCUGGAUUAUUUAUUUCAGUCUUCUCUCUAUUCGUGAAUCUCGCGAGGAGCCAGAUCGAUCCGGAAGGACUCGGGAGAUGCAGCGUGGCCUUCUCUCCAUUGUGCCACGAAGAAAAAGAGACUAAUAAUAGCGCGGUAGACGCGAAAUCGCGAGCCCGCCGCGCUCGUUAUACACAAUUAUAUAUCGUGUUGUUUGUCUAAACCGUUUUACUCUUUUUUUUAUGAUUUUUUAAUGGCUAAUUUUACGGUACAGCUAACCGCGUCCUCGCGACAUUAUUAAUCGCCGUUUUUCUUUUAUAUAUGUAUACAUAUAUUAUAUAACUCCAACGAGAAUUAAUUAUAGUCGAUGUUACUCCACGUGCGAUAGUUCGCAAACCCGAUAUAGGACUAUAUGUAAACCUUUUGCGAGGACUAAUAAAGAUGAUGUGUUAGUAAG
Messenger RNA from Vollenhovia emeryi, 5233 nucleotides. RefSeq names its product integrin beta-PS (gene mys). The record is from RefSeq and is a predicted model, not a curated record. Gene Ontology annotation, molecular function: integrin binding. Lineage: Eukaryota; Metazoa; Arthropoda; Insecta; Hymenoptera; Formicidae. The transcript is spliced from 10 exons. Gene Ontology annotation, biological process: cell migration; cell-matrix adhesion; cell adhesion mediated by integrin. Bases 221 to 2737 code for a protein of 838 amino acids. Gene Ontology annotation, cellular component: integrin complex; focal adhesion; cell surface.